Sinocyclocheilus grahami is the source of this 1260-nucleotide messenger RNA. RefSeq names its product alpha-tectorin-like. The coding region runs from base 1 to 1260 and encodes 419 amino acids. The record is from RefSeq and is a predicted model, not a curated record. Gene Ontology annotation, biological process: cell-matrix adhesion. The transcript is spliced from 7 exons. Lineage: Eukaryota; Metazoa; Chordata; Actinopteri; Cypriniformes; Cyprinidae.
AUGGACCCUUCAGACGAUGGAGAGGAGCAAGACACAUCACUGAAUUUACAUUUUUUAAAUCCAUUCUUCACAAUAUGUUCAAACACCCUCACAGGGCCAACUGAUCAAUGCCUUUUAGCAUUUCUUUGUCCACAUUUCCUUUUCCCCUACUUAGCUUUUUCUCAGGAUAUCCUCUACCCCUUUGGACCAGCUCACAGGGAUUUAGAAACCCCUAAGAUGGAUGAUGGCAGUUCUUCAGAGAUUCCACUACUAAUUCCGUUCAUAUUCUUAAAUGUGCCUUAUAGGUCCCUUUAUGUCAACAACAAUGGAGUGAUCUCCUUCAACAUUCAGGUGAGUCAAUUCACUCCAGAGGCUUUUCCCCUCAGUGACAGCCGCUGCUUCAUUGCCCCUUUAUGGGCUGACGUGCAUAAUGGUAUCCGUGGGGAUGUGUACUACCGUGAGACAACAGACCCAGAGACCCUGGAGAGGGCCACUCAGGAUGUCAGAAAGUAUUUCAAGAAUAUGGUGUCCUUCACUGCCACCUGGGUCUUCAUUGCUACCUGGAAUCAGGUCACCUUUUAUGGAGGCAGCCAGACAACGCCAGUAAAUACAUUUCAGGCAGUUUUGAUCUCCGAUGGACAAGCUUAUUUUGCUAUGUUUAACUAUGGAGAGAUCAGCUGGAGCACAGGCACGGCUAGUGGAGGAGACCCUCUUACAGGCCUGGGAGGAACCACAGCACAGGCAGGUUUUAAUGGUGGGGAUGUCAGCCAUUUCUUCAACCUUCCCGGAUCACGCUCGAAUGAAGUGGUCAACAUUGAACAGACCACUAAUGUUAACGUGCCUGGACGGUGGUUCUUCCGCAUUGAUGCUGACCAGAUAGACCCAGUAAAUGGCUGCAGCUACAUUGGGCGGUUUUACAGGCGUGGGGAGGUUUUCUGGUUAUCAGACCAAUGCACUCAGCGAUGCAGGUGUCUUGAUCUGGAUAAUGAGGUCAUCUGCCAAGAAACUCCAUGUGGUCAGUUAGAAACCUGUGAACAGGUGGAGGGGGCUUACUACUGCCAGCCUACCCGUACCAGCACCUGUGUGGUGUUUGGAGAUCCCCAUUACCACACUUUCGAUGGAUUUCUUUAUCAUUUCCAGGGCACUUGCUCAUACCUGUUGGCUCGUCCAUGCUGGGAAAUGCCUGGUUUGCCCUUCUUCAGUGUGGAGGCCAAGAAUGAGAACCGUGGUGUGACCACUGUGUCCUGGCUACGGGAUGUAUCAUCAUAUUUCACACAUUGA